Molecule: messenger RNA, 2160 nt
Organism: Abrus precatorius (Indian licorice)
Lineage: Eukaryota; Viridiplantae; Streptophyta; Magnoliopsida; Fabales; Fabaceae
Product: transcription factor bHLH157-like
Exons: 11
Coding region: 1-2160 (719 amino acids)
Biological process (GO): regulation of DNA-templated transcription
Molecular function (GO): DNA-binding transcription factor activity; protein dimerization activity
Source: RefSeq, a predicted model, not a curated record
AUGGCAAUGACUGAGCCUCAAUGGAACACGCUCACGACGCUUUGUUCUGAAAAUGGCUGGUCUUACGUCAUAUUCUGGCGCAUUCAUCCACAAAAUUCCUUGUUGUUGAGCGUGGAAAAUGUAUAUUAUGGAGAUCAAUUGGGAGAAGAGAUUGUCAACACGCUUCCAAAGGUUCACUUGAUGGGCGAAGGAUUUGUUGGUCAAGCUGCUUUGACCGGCAAGCACAGAUGGGUGCACUCAGAUGCUCCAACUGAAGAAUUGAGUGUGACUGGGUUGCACAUUUUUGAGGAUGAUUCUUGCUUGUAUCAACAGUUCUCUUCUGGGAUAAAGACAGUUGCGGUGAUAUCUGUUAAACCAUGCAGAGUGGUACAAUGUGGAUCCAAAGAGAAGAUUUUGGAGAGAUUGGAAUUUGUGGAAAAGACACAACGGUUGCUGAUGGGGAUACAAGAUGAUGAAGAAAAAUUAUAUGGUUGGAGUCUCAAAUAUGUUGACGGUGAUAACUCCAAAAUGUUUUUGGGAAUGACAUACUCCUCUGCAAGUCUUGAUGAUUCCUCCCCAAUCAUGGAUAAGAAUCUCAAAGAAGGGAUGAUUCCCAUCCAUGGAUAUUCCUCUCAUCUUGGUGACCAACAGACAUCUACCAUAGCAGCUCACAUACUCUCCUCGGAUAAGGAUAAUACCAAUUCUUCUAUCACCAACUUAAUUGCUAAAAAUCCCAGUUUUGGGACAUGGAGUGGUGAAGUUUCAUCAUUGGAGUCACUGGGGAAGCAACUGGUAUCUGAAAUAAGGACUCAAGAUGUUGAAGAUGUGCACGGCAAAAUGGAAAAUGCAUUUUCUUGUGACAAACUUGCAGUUCAGGAUUCAGAAUUGACCUCAUUAUAUAGUAUGCAUGGACUGUUAGGCACAUUUCAAGACCAAAUAGGAAAUUCACCGGGUAUCCAACAUUCUGCUCAAUCUAGUAUUGUAACAGAUAGUUUAAGUAUGGUACAUGAACUAUCCAAGGACUUACAGCCAGUUGAUAUGUUAGAAGAACUUUUCAAGUUCUUCUCCAUGGAUGAUCUCUGCCAAUUGUUAGCUCCUUCUCCAGAGCACAGCAUUUAUGGAACCGUGACUGCAUUGGAUAAGUCACUAGAACUUAAUCCUACAUCUUUUGGUGUGGUUAGUAGUAGUGGUGCCCUUGAUGAUGAAGUUCCAGUCACAUGUCAAGCUCCUCAUAGUUCCCUCAUAACUGCAGCAAACUUGGACGGUCAAGAAACAUCUACAUUUAUGCAUAGUUCUGGAAACAGUGCCUUGGACAGCAUGGGAAUUGAUUUGAGCUGUGACCAAGCUGAGGAUUGGUGGGGCAGUAUGAGUACUGCUGCCACUGACACUGCUUUCUCUGAUUGCAUAGGUGGUUCAAGGAAAAGAUUAUUCUCGGAAUUAGGAAUUGAAGAGCUUUUGAAUGGUUCCAAUUUUGAAGAUCAAUUAUCAACCAAUAGGAAGAGGGUUGUUCCAGCACAUGAGCAGCCUCAAAAGUCAGUGGAACACAAUAAGGUGACAAGGAAGAGGGCUAGGCCAGGGGAAACAACUCGACCGAGACCUAAAGAUCGUCAGCAAAUUCAAGACCGUAUUGAAGAAUUGAGAGGGAUCAUCCCGAAUGGUGGAAAGUGUAGCAUUGAUCAUCUGUUAGACCGAACCAUCAGAUACAUGCUCUUCUUACAAAGCAUCACAAAGUACGCAGAUAAGCUAUAUGAACCCAAUGAGCCUAAGCUAAUUGAGCCCAAAAAUGAAGAGGUUCUAAAAGAUAGUAGCAUGGGAGGUAGGAAAAAAUGUGAUGGUGGUAUUACAUGGGCAUUUGAAGUAGGAGGUCAAACAAUGGUAUGCCCAAUUAUAGUUGAGGACAUGGGUCCACCUGGCCAAAUGCUUAUAGAGAUGCUUUGGGAAGAGCAGGGUUCCCUCCUUGAGAUGGUGGACAUCAUUGGGGGCUUUGGGUUGAAUAUAUUGAAGGGAAAGAUGGAAAUCAGGGAGAAAAAAAUAUGGGCACGCUUUAUUGUUGAGACACCUAGAGUGGAUUCAGCUAAUAAGCAUUGUAACAUUAGUGAUGCUGGUUUUUCCUCAAUGAGCAAUUAUGGGAAAACAGACAUGCCACUACUACCCAUUGUCAUGACAGAGACACUUGGAUGA